UUGGUCACGCUUGGAGAAUAAUAUGGAAACGUUUUUGUGAAGGAACACUAAAAUCUGUGACACUGUCAUUUAUAUAGAUAAUCACUCGAUGUAUGUGGGGUAAACUGCCCAGAUGUGGUAAAUAAAUCUGUGAAAUUCUGUUUGACUACUUUUGAGGGUUAAAGUGAUAUCAUUGAUAAUUACUACUUUUUAGGGUUAAAGUGAUAUAAUUGAUAUAUUUUAUUAUUAUUAGUCGUGAAUUGGUGAUAAAUAUUUAAAUACUUGACAAUUUGUAAAGUACAUGGUGCUGAAUAUAUAAAGAGGCAUACAAUAUUUAUCAUUAUUUACAAUACAUUCGGAGCAUAAUGGAUACUAGUAUGCACAAAAGGAUAAGAUACAGUGACUGGGUAUCAGAAAGCAGAAAUGAGAAAAUGGGACAUGAGAGUAUGCCUCGAGAGCUGCAUUAUGGGGGUCGUUCCUAUGUUCCCACCAGUCAGUCUUUGCCAGGUGGGGAGCGAUUUGUGCGUGAAGUGCGAUCCUCUGCAUAUGUGCAUCAGUUGCAGUCCAGACCACGUUCUGUGAUUGUUCCACAAGAAGAUAGUUCCUCUCCCUAUGUGCAUCAGUUGCAGUCCAGACCACGUUCAGUGAUAGUUCCACAACAGAAUCAUUAUUGGAGGCCAGUGGAUACAAAUGGCAAAAUGCUACCCUUUGAACCAGUGCCGUAUUAUUCAACGCAACAGCAACCGGUUACCUCUCAUCCAGCUUUGCAUCAUUUUGUUCGUGUUAAGAUGUCACAGUCACCAUCUAAACCAGGCUUUAUAGUCAAGAAAACAAUCUUGGGUAAACAAGUUUUUAUUGAUGGAGGUCGCCAUGCAGCUGAAAUCAAUGGCCAGUUCAGAAAUGAUGGUCAAUCAGAUGGACAUUCUCCUCACUUGGUUAAAUCAGUUAAUAGAGCAGAAAAUAAAUUUGCAAUGACAGGGAUUGCAGAUGGUGGACAAAGUGAGAAAAAUGAAUUGGUAAAUUUUGUGAACAUGUCACAUACUGUUCAAACAGGAAAUAUUACUUUUCAUUGGCAACCACUGCAACAUUUAAGUGCUCAGCCAAGAAUGCUAAAUGGUAGUUUUGGCUCAGUAAACAAAAACAAUAAUGUUACUGCAACUGUACAACUUAGGCAAGAUAAGUCAUCUACUGACUUCCCAGAAGAAUUGGACGAUCUACUGCAUGAACUAAGUGCAGGUGACGAUUUAAACAAGAUUAAAGGUGGUGGAAUCUUAUACACGCGUCACUUCUGUUUGGACUCGAAAUCUCUCCGACUUUACUACACUGGGUCAGAGAAAAGAUUCCGGAAGAAAAACACAUCAUGGCCACUAUCGUCAAUUGAAGAAGUAAGAGAGGGAGAAAAAGAUUAUGCCAAGCGACUGGAUCAUCAUGACAGAUGCAAGGCGUUCUGUGUGGUGUUUGGCUCCAACCAUGAGGUUUUGUACCUGUUGGCUCACAGCUAUGAGAUACGAGACAAGUGGGUCAGAGGCCUGCGAUAUGCCCUGCAGCUGAACACAUUCCUUAAACAGAGCGAGUCAGACACCAUAUGGAUCUGUGAGGCUUUUGACAGAGCUGACAAAAAUUCCGACAACAGUCUUGAUUUUGAAGAGGUUAUGAAACUGCUGAAAAGUCUCAACGCCGACAUGGACAGCUCAUAUGUAAAGGAAAUGUUCAAUGCGGCAGAUACUCGUAAAAUCAAGGGAGAGAAAGCAAGCCUUGACCGUGAUGAGUUUGUGCAGUUCUACAAGCGUCUGACAGAAAGACCAGAAAUUGAGGAGCUUUAUAUGAUUUAUGCAAAGGAUGUAGGGUACAUGACUUCAUCUGACCUGCAAAUGUUUUUAACACAGGAACAGAAGGAGAAGGACAUCGGCCUUGACCGCUGCAAGGAGAUCAUGGUCGUGUAUGAGCCCCACAAGGAGAUGAAACACAACAAUCGACUCAGCCUUAUUGGUUUCCGCAGUUUCCUGGUAUCUCAGCAGCAGCACUUGUUCAACCGCUUACACAGGCGUGUGUACCAGGAUAUGACGCAGCCCAUGACCAACUACUUCAUCAACUCAUCUCACAACACGUAUCUGGCAGAAGACCAGUUAAAGGGACCCAGUCGUGUAGAGUGCUAUAUCUCCGCUCUAAAACAGGGAUGCCGUUGUGUAGAAUUGGACUGCUGGGAUGGAAAUGAUGGUGAACCAGUCAUAUACCAUGGCUAUACCUUCACAUCUAAAAUCCUGUUUAUUGAUGUCAUCAAUGCCAUCAAAGACUAUGCAUUUGUCACCUCACCAUAUCCAGUGACCCUGUCAAUUGAAAACCAUUGUUCCAUAGAGCAGCAAACAAAAAUGGCUAACUACAUGACACGCAUUUUUGGAGAUAUGCUGUAUUGUCCACAUAACAUGCCUGAUGUUACACCAUCCCCUCACGAGCUGAAGAACAAAAUCCUUGUAAAGGGCAAGAAAUUUAAGGCACAGACAAGCGGUGACGAUGAGGAUGAGGUCACUGACGAAGAUGAAAGUGCAGAGGCUAACCAGGACCAGGUGAAGACGAAGCAAGCGGAGGCCAAACUGCAUCUGAGCUCUGAGCUCUCCAACACUGUGACCAUGAAGAGCGUGGCAUUCAAGGGGCUUCAGGACAUUCCAACUGGAAAUGGGAAUUUCAAUGUUGUCUCAUUGGUGGAAAAGAAGAUUCAGAAACUCAUCGACUCUGAGAUAGAGAGUGUCUGCAAAUACACGCAGUCUGCGCUGAUACGAACGUACCCUGCUGGAACACGGACUGACUCCAGUAACUACAACCCGGUAGCCAUGUGGAGCGGGGGAUGUCAAGUUGUUGCCUUGAACUUCCAGACAGGCGGAGAGGAAAUGCAGUUGCUACAUGGGAAAUUCCUUGACAAUGGAAACAGCGGAUAUGUUUUAAAACCACAGUGUCUCAUGGGAGAUAAUUUUGAAGCACUUGUUGGAAACAGGCCAUCAUCCACCCGAAAGCGUCUGACUAUCAAAGUGCUGAGUGGAUUUCAGUUGCCGAAACCGAAAGAUUCAAAAAAAGGGGAGGUAAUAGACCCAUUCAUCAAGAUAGAAAUUCAUGGCCUUCAACGAGAUACACAGGACAAGAAGACAUCUGUUGUGAAGAAUAAUGGCUUCAAGCCGAUUUGGAAUGAGACCCUGAUGUUUGAAGUGGAUGUUCCCGAGCUAGCCCUGGCCCGACUAACAGUAUGGGACAGUGAUCGCUACGUCGAUGAUUUCAUUGGAUACUUUGUGGUACCAGUGAACAGCAUUGUUGAAGGAUACCGCCAUUUUCCACUGUUCGACAAAAACGGGGACCAAAUAGAACAGGCUCUUGUGUUUGUUCAUGUCACCAAGGAGGACAUUCCACACAGCAGGCACAACUCACUGAUACAACGCGAGACCCGCACCUCUGUCAGCACUUGGACGAAAAAUUCUAGCCAAUCUGAGAUCACCCCUGUGCUAGAUAUCAAACCACAAAGAUCCUGUGAGAUCACCCCUGUGCUAGAUAUCAAACACACAAAGAUCCUGUUCUGUGCUAGAUAUCAAACCACAAAGAUCCUCAUGAUGUUCACUGCCAUGCUCGCAGAUGCCUUCUCUGAAAGUGACGCAGGCAUUGACAUCAGGUACCGCACAGAUAGGGGAGUCUUCAACCUUCAGCGUUUGAAAGCCAAGAACAAGGUCCACUUCAAAAGAGACAUGCCUGUGAGAGGUUUGGUUUGA
Molecule: messenger RNA, 3728 nt
Organism: Dreissena polymorpha
Lineage: Eukaryota; Metazoa; Mollusca; Bivalvia; Myida; Dreissenidae
Product: 1-phosphatidylinositol 4,5-bisphosphate phosphodiesterase delta-1-like
Biological process (GO): phosphatidylinositol-mediated signaling; lipid metabolic process
Molecular function (GO): phosphatidylinositol-4,5-bisphosphate phospholipase C activity; calcium ion binding
Source: RefSeq, a predicted model, not a curated record